Messenger RNA from Cuscuta epithymum, 2810 nucleotides. The record is from the annotation of a GenBank genome assembly. Lineage: Eukaryota; Viridiplantae; Streptophyta; Magnoliopsida; Solanales; Convolvulaceae.
UGACAGAUCUUAAGCACACGAGCCCGCAAAAAUGUUGUUGUGAGUGAUAUAAAGGUGAAUGUUUGCAUCUUUGCAUUUGACAUUCUGUAUCUUAAUGGACAACCGCUUAUCCAGGAGCAGCUUAAUGUUCGUAGAGAGCACCUGUAUAAUUCAUUUGAGGAAGAGCCCGCCUAUUUUCAAUUUGCCACAAAUAUUACAUCCAAUGAUCUCGAGGAAAUAACACAGUUUCUUGAAGCUUCUGUUAAUGGCAGUUGUGAGGGAUUGAUCAUCAAAACACUGACCAGAGAUGCUACAUAUGAGCCAUCUAAACGCUCAAAUAACUGGCUGAAGUUGAAAAAAGAUUACAUGGAGAGUAUUGGUGACUCCCUCGAUUUGGUACCAAUUGCGGCUUUUCAUGGCCGGGGGAAACGUACAGGUGUUUAUGGUGCUUUUCUCCUUGCUUGUUAUGACAGUAACAAUGAAGAAUUUCAAAGCAUUUGUAAAAUUGGCACGGGAUUUUCUGAAACAAAGCUUGAAGAAUGCUCCACCAGCCUUCGUUCUAAAGUUAUCCCAAAGCCAAAGUCAUAUUACAGGUAUGCCGAAACAAUCAAUCCAGAUGUAUGGUUUGAACCCACCGAGGUUUGGGAAGUAAAAGCUGCAGACCUCACUAUCAGCCCUGUUCACCGUGCAGCCAAUGGUAUUGUGGAUCCUGAAAAGGGAAUCUCUCUGCGAUUUCCACGGUUGAUUCGUAUUCGAGAUGACAAGACUCCAGAGCAGGCCACAUCAGCAGAGAUGGUUGCAGAUAUGUAUACUGCUCAGAAACACAAUCAACAAACUAAUAAUCAGGAUGAAGAUGAAAACUGAAGAACCCAUUCGUCAUACUCCAGUAGUAAAGCUGAAGUCCACUGUAAAGUGCAGAAGUAGCAUCUUGAAACUUAUUUAUGUUAUGGUACUACCUCUGUCCCAUAAUGUAAGAUUAUAUGAGUUUGGUGCGGGUUUUAAGGAAAUAAAGGAUAAAGUGGUUGUUUUACAAUUCCAACAUCCAAAAAGUAAGAAAAAGAAAAAAAUGGAUCCACAAAAAGUAAAAGGUGAAAUGAUAGAUAGAGAGGGUUAGGACAAAGUGGGAAAGUAAAAAGUUAGUCUAUUCCAAUUUAAGAAAGUGUUCAUAUUUUUGGGACAACCCAGAAUAGAAAGUCUAUCUUACUUGAUGGGACGGAUGGAGUAUUAUCUUGAAACAUUAUGCCAGAGCAACUCUAAAUUCAUCCUCAUUUUUUGGAUCAACCCUGCUAUAGGUACCCCCAAUUGGUACCCCAAUUUGUACCUCAACCAAUUUUUGUGGCUCACAAAAGCCCACCUCAAUAAAUGAAUUGCCCCAUUUUAAUGAGGUGCUUUUGUGAGCCACAAAAAUAGGGUGGGGGUACCAAUUGGGGUACCUUUAGCAUUUUUCUUUUUGGAUAGACUACAGAAGGCUUCCAGUGGCUGGUUUGCCAAGGUAGUUGUAUUCAAUAGUAGAUGGCGGGCCAUAGGCACAUUAAAGGGGCUUCCUGUGAUGGGCUUGUACAAGGGUGUGCCAUAUUUCACCGCUCUUCAGAUUGCUAAGGCUGCUUUUUAACUUGAAGUACUGCGUUCAUUUUUCUUUAGGCUCUGUGUGUGGAGUAAAUAUAUGCAAUGUGCCGGUUUAGGCAUCAAGUAGGGUAAUUCUAUUCACAACCCCCAUUUUACUAAACGUAGUCAUUAUAUUUAAAUCUGAUAAAUGAAAUAAUAAAUUGUUCAAUUGUACCCUUUUGCUCUCAACCACUCCAAAUUUCCAAAUUUCACGUGUUCUUUUCCUCGCUGCCUUUCAAACUAUCCAAACCUGUCUUCACCCUCAAGCUUAGAAUAGAUUUGUUAUUACCUUGUAGGCUUGUACGUAUUAUCUCAAAGAUAUUGUAUGGGAACAAAGUUAAAUUGUGGUAAACUUCGUAAGAUAUAGCUGGAGAGUAUGAGAGCACGAAAUUAUGAGAGAGUAUUGUAGCUGUCCUUUGGAAGAAGAUUUUCAAAGCCACGAAUCACGAUUGAAUAAUAAAUACUUUGAUAAAAAGGCUCUUCUUUUCGGCCAUUUUAUACUCUUUUCCCAUAAAAACCCAGUUUUAAUCGGGGCAAUCCAGCCUGCUUAGCUGCAAUUAAGCCAUGAAGAGAUCUGGGAAGGAGUAGCUCACAUUGACCAGAAUUCCCCAGUGGAAAUCAAAUUUGGGAAAAUCUUCAUUCUGGGUUCUGUUUAUAGCUUUUGUUAAGUGGGAAUUCAAGAAAAUACGAAAGAGGAGGAUCCAAGAACCUUGUUCUCCGACUCCAGUUUCUCCAAUUCCUUCCGCAUCUGGGCUUUCCCGCUAUCACAAUCUGCGGUUGUCUAUUUUCAGUUUAUGAACUCUCUCCUUCACGAAAUUGUUUUCACAAAUCAGCUAUAGCUUCUCAUGCUUUUAAUGCGGCAAGCUUUUGGGUCAGUGCAUGUCUCUGCAUCUCAACAUCGUACUUAUCUUCCCCCUUCCAUGCCGAUCUCAGCAUCGUUCAACACUUGAACACAUCCCCCGUCGGUCAGAAGGAUAUAAUUGUACAAUCGACUAUUUUAUUUAUUUUAUAUUUAAAUAUAGUGGUUGUGUUUAGUAAGAUGAUGGUUGUGACUAAAAUUACCUCAUCAAGUAUAACGCGUGUACAUUUUUCACUGUUUAGUAAUGCUUUUGGGUGAUCAAGUUAGCCCACAAUACAUUCUACUUUGCUCUGUGUUCAUGGGACAAUUCUGCAUUUCAUCAUAACCAUGUCCUAAAAGCAAUUGAAUGAAGUCUUAAGAAACUGAA